Molecule: messenger RNA, 1990 nt
Organism: Talaromyces stipitatus ATCC 10500
Lineage: Eukaryota; Fungi; Ascomycota; Eurotiomycetes; Eurotiales; Trichocomaceae
Exons: 2
Coding region: 342-1532 (396 amino acids)
Source: RefSeq, a predicted model, not a curated record
AGUGUACAGUGUAUUUCUGUGUUCCUUUUUGUCUCUGUGCCUCGUGCCCAAUCUAACAUGUUCCAAAGCCGACCUUUUUAUAGACAUUUUUGGCAGGAUAAAUUGUGGGUGAUAACGGGGAGUAAAUUCGGGGGCUAUAAGAUAUGUACUGCUUUCGGACAUUCGAAUUAUCUGACAGCUAUCAUGAGGGGUAAAAAUUGAGGUCUAUAUUGAGCCCUGAUAAGAAGAUGGCCUGUUAUUUGCUGAAAUCUAGUUAACCUCGAGAUCGUAUACCCUUUCUUCUGCCUCGCCGGAUGUCCGGAUUAUCCGACAUCAGCUUACACUAGGGCUUCUCGGGCUUCAUGGGCUUCAUGCACGAAACAAGAACCUUUGGGUAUAAACACCGAAUUCAUACGGAGGAUUUUGGUAUUGAUGACUCAGGUAUACUCGCUGGCCAUUAUUCCAGUCACACUGCCGCCUUUGCGGCAGACUCAGCAAACGAACACCCAGGUGCUACCCCCCAUACCAUCCCCAAUGCCUCCAUCGACAUCAGCAAUUUCUCACCAUCACGAUCGCCCAAAUCCUCCCCAAACACUCGGCCAAACGGGAAUCUUGCGUCCACAAGUUCAGCAGCAAACGGCAAUUCGGAUACUGAGUCAAAUAUUCAACACAACUCACGCUCUAAGGAUUCUACAAGUUCAGUGCAAUCUUCGAACGGAUCAUCCUUGACCAACUUGACGGAAGACGAUGAAGUAGUACCACCUAAUCCGAAACGUCCGUGUCAUCGGCGACAAAUCCCUAGUAACGAAUUAUUCUGUGACCAAAAUGAAGGGACAACUCGUGAUGCAAACAGAGAUGACAACCGCAUUGGUCCUACGCCAGACUCCGCGGCAUGCGACGGAGAUGGGGUUCCGAUGAGCCAAAACAGCCCAUUGACGGAACACCCUUACGAGGAGAUACAUAUCACUGCGCAGACUGCGCAGCAAGUAAAUUCUGAAAAAUCUCCAACUCCGCAGGUUGAUUCCCGCGAACUCCUGAACGACCUCAGUGUUGGUAGUUUAUAUCAAGUUCACCAAGUGAACUCCAGUGACCUCUUGGAUGAUAUCAGCGCCCGUAAUACAUAUUCAGCUCCACGGGUUGAUUCCCGCGAACUCCUGGACGACCUUGAUGUUGGUUUAUAUCAAGUUCAGCAAGCGAGCUCCAGUGAUAUCAGCGCCCGUAAUACAUAUUCAGCUCCACGGGUUGAUUCCCGCGAACUCCUGGACGACCUUGAUGUUGGUUUAUAUCAAGUUCAGCAAGCGAGCUCCAGUGAUAUCAGCGCCCGUAAUACAUAUUCAGCUCCACAGGUUGAUUCCCGCGAACUCUUGGACGACCUUAGUGUUGGUUUAUAUCAAGUUCAGCAGGUGGACUCCGAUGAACUCUUGGGUGAUAUUAGACGCGCAAGAGCAAUUGAUAUUGAUAUUGAUGAUAUACUACGUGAAGCAGAUAACUUCACCAAAUCUUGUGAGAAAAGUUCAUAUCCAUUCACUAUACCUGCGACACAUGUUUCGUGAUAAUAAGAAACCCGUCCACAGAUGAUUGGCUAGCGCUUGGUGCUGAUACUUCAGGAUCAUCGUUCAUGUAAAUGAUUGAUCCCUUUUCAACUGUAUAUUUUUCGCCUUCCCGCGGAGUGAAUACGAAUGUUUCCAUUGGGGCGACGAGUGUAUCCUUUUCCAUUCGACUUGCACAAGCAAAUUUCAUCGGAGCGACGGUAAACACCUAUGAUAAGAUGGUAUUUAGUACAUCUCCUUCAUAUCUAGUAUCUCAGGUACAUACAUUAUAUUUCUUUCGCAACUCAGUUCGCAACUCGGUCUCCAUCUCUUUUAUGAGUUUAUCCACUUCACCACCGCCAUAUCGUUGGCCCCAAUUAAACGCUGUCCCAACAAGCUGAGCAUCAUUUUUAUCGAUUUUAUCUUUGAUUGAGUUAAGAAGACGAAUCGCGUUUGCAGAAAGCGGCUCCCCCAUGUUGUGU